This is a messenger RNA of Durusdinium trenchii, 699 nucleotides long. NCBI's taxonomy places the organism in Eukaryota, Dinophyceae, Suessiales, Symbiodiniaceae. The record is from the annotation of a GenBank genome assembly.
UAGAAGUCGAUUCUGACGCAUUGGUUGAUAAUUGUUCGCAUCAUGGCACGUCCUGGACAGCGUGUGGCAGGAGUCGCUGUGCUGGCGCUCUUCGGGUUUGCCACGAGCUUCCUCCAAGCCGGUCGACGUCGAGCAGCUUCUCUGGAGCGGCGUGAGGCCCUGCUGGCGGCCUCACUGGCGCCUGUGCUCAGCAGCCCGCUUUCGGCCUGGGCCGCCGAGCUGGCAGGGAACUACGAUGAUCCGGAUUACCCGGGCUGCAAGAGGAGGAUCAUUACGCUGAACAACGGCGAGGUGCAGCUGAACAUGAAGGACCCAGACAGAGGUCGAUCAUGCAAAGGCAAGCAGGAGGUGAAGUAUGUGGUGCCAGGCCGCAUGGCGGGAGACCAAGUGACCCUGGACUUUGCUGAGCGUGGAGGGUCGAAAGUGACCGCCAAGUUCGACGGGAAGACCUUGACUUUUCCCGACGGCUCUGCUUGGACGCGGAGUGGCGACCUGUCCGCGAGGUCCAAGGUACCCAGUGGAGUCAGCAGGAACAUGAAGAAGGGCGUCGUCGGAACCAGUAUGAAUGGAAUUCAGUUCGUGGAGCCCGAAGACUGAGAAAGCCAAGCCGACAUCGUCAGUUCCGAGUGAUCUUGGGGAGUAAAACGAAUUGAUAUGUGUUAAGGUCAACUGGAGAGAAGCCUGUUGUUUGUUUUGGCC